Messenger RNA from Ramularia collo-cygni, 594 nucleotides. RefSeq lists its product as uncharacterized. Bases 1 to 594 code for a protein of 197 amino acids. The record is from RefSeq and is a predicted model, not a curated record. NCBI's taxonomy places the organism in Eukaryota, Fungi, Ascomycota, Dothideomycetes, Mycosphaerellales, Mycosphaerellaceae. The transcript has a single exon.
AUGCUCAGCACCAAAGCCGUCGGUGAUUUGCUGUCGCACAACCGCGACGAGCGACUCUGCAGACGGUGGUAUCUCAUCACACCAAACGGCACGCUCCUCGCAUACAGCCAACCGACAAACAUCAACGACCUGCGGAAACAAGCUGCCAUUGCCGCAAUCUGCUGGCAGCAGCACGAAUCUCGAGGAUCCGCUGGCCGCUUGACGGGGGAGUACGACGAAGAGAUUGCCGAGGACGCAGAGCAGAACCCUCUCCAUGUCCUGACCAUUGAAUCUGAGGACGCCAACGUGAUCAUGCGGCGAGUCCAGGAACAUCUCCUUUUGGUCUUGGAAGGCGGUGUACCCCCUAGACGAAAUGGCUUUGAACGGAGGAUUACUGCAGAGGGUGUGGACGGCUCCCAACUACGGUCUCAUCAAGGUGACGGUCACACAGACGUGGCAAACCCCGUCAAAGCAGAGCACGAUGGUAGCAGCGUCGCCGCAAACGUGCUCCGACUGCAGCGAACCAAGAUGGAUGCUCUGGCCGCGAUCUUACGGGCAGAUUUCGAGCAAACAGGGUUCAAAAUGCCAGAUGUCGGAGGCGCAACGGUCUUCUAA